Schistocerca gregaria is the source of this 4764-nucleotide messenger RNA. RefSeq names its product nascent polypeptide-associated complex subunit alpha, muscle-specific form-like. NCBI's taxonomy places the organism in Eukaryota, Metazoa, Arthropoda, Insecta, Orthoptera, Acrididae. The coding region runs from base 833 to 3112 and encodes 759 amino acids. Gene Ontology annotation, molecular function: protein binding. The transcript is spliced from 8 exons. The record is from RefSeq and is a predicted model, not a curated record.
AAAGCAACUUCUCAGAAAACUAAAUUUGUUCCUGAGAAAUGGAUGAUGCUUACUUAGUAGAAAUGAUAAGACUAAAGCUUUAAAUACCUAGAUAAAGGUAUGACGGUAGAGGGUGAUAACUGGCAAGAGCAGGAACAGCUGAUUUGCAGAAGCCAUUUAAUUGACCUUCAGUGCAUAUUUUUCAAAGAAAACGUAGAUUUGUGCCAUCAACAUUUUUAAACGUAAUGAUUCCGCGUUGUAGUUAUUUCCAAUCACAGCAGCAGUCUCUUAAAUGUACUGUAUAAACUUGUUUCUAUUAUUAAACACAAAAAAUGUACUAUAGUGAUGUUUUGUCAUUGAAAGAGAAUGUAACAACCAGUUCGAUAGGAACUUGGAAGAUGUUGAAUUGUUUGGUAGACAUGACUCCACAUGUUUACGUAUUUCACUUUUGGUAGUACUGACUGACGUCAUUACCCACACAGUGUGAAAGUUUAGUACUGGACUGUUGAAAGAACGUCUGCUCCAGGAGCCUUAAAGGUUAAGAUUUGCGACAUUCUUGUGUUUUAUUUUUGACCUCAGUGUUCCUCUAAACUCUACAAGCGAGAUUGUUUCGUCGGGAAGCCACUGCAUGCAGAUUUCGCUGUCUGACGUAUACUUCGAGCGCUUGUAUUUGACCUAGCCAGCGCGCAUGCGCAUGGCGGUGAAUACCCGAAUGUACUAGUUUGAAAUUUUAGGUGGGGAAGUACCUGAAUUCGAUGAAAGAACAGGAGACCAAGAAAAGUUUUCACCGCCAGAGAACUACUUUAUGUAGAUGACAAGAGCCGCGGGGAGCCGCGCGUAGAGCAGAGAGGCGAUGGGGGACGGCGAGCCGCGGCGCGACGCGCACUGGCAGAGCAUGGUGCCGCCCGGCGGGCGCAAGGCGCUGCCCGAGCCGCAGGUCAUCGUGCGCAAGUUCCUCUUCCCCAACCUCGCCAACGGCGCCGGCAAGGCAGGCGCCGCGGGCGCGCCCGCGCUCGCGCCCGCGCCGUCCUCCACCACCUCCGGCGCCGCCCCCGCCACCGGCGCCGCCUCCGCCACCACCUCGGCGCCGACGGCCGCGGUGGCGACGGUGCCGCCGCUCGUCGCCUCUGGCUACCGCGUGGUGCCGCGCCGGACGCCCACGCCGCCCAAGGGGCCGGCGGCGGCCGGCGCCGGCUCCGCCUCCUCGUUCCCGCCGAUCGCGCCCAAGGACGAGUUCGGCUGCCGGUACUUCUUCCUGAACGCGGGCGGGUCGACGGUGGGGCUGGUGCCGUACCGGAGCGUCAUCAAGCGCGGCGCGGACGGGGCCGACAAGUCGGCGGCGGAGAGCCACACGGCCAAGCUGCUGGUGCGGCCCGGGCCCGCCGCCUCGGCGCCGCCCCCCACGCUGCGGCCGGCGCUGCCGCCCCCGGCGCCGCCGCAGCGCGUGUCGGUGCAGCCGGCCGGCGGCAACCUCCGCCUCCAGAUGCACCCGUCGCCGGCGCCGCAGCCCGCCACCGUGCUGGUGCGGCCGCUCAACGGCGUCGCCGUAGCCAGGGCGGCCGCCCCCCAGCAGCAGCAGCAGCAGCCACCGCCUCGCCCCGCCGCCCCCGGUGACGCCCCCUCCGGCGCGAAGACCGUCAUCGUGCAGGGCUCGCCCGACGGCAAGUCGAUCGUGCUGAAGAACCCGGUCAUCCUGCAGCCGUACGGCUCGCUGCAGGCGGGCGGCAGCAAGACGGUGGUGCUCAAGGGCCUGCCCAAGGCGGUGGGCUCGGCGCCCGGCCGGAUGGUGGUGCUGCAGUCCAAGGACGGCGCCGCGGCCUCGGCGGCGGCCUCGUCGGCGACCGGCACGACGGCAACCGUCACGACGACGCCGGCGAGCGCGGCGGGCCGCAGCUCCGGCGCGGACACGGGCACGCUGCACCUGGAGGUGGUGGUGCAGCCGCAGCGGUCGGCAGGCGCGCAGCCGGCGGCGGCGCCCAGCGUGGUGGUGGCGGCGCCGCUGCACCUGCCGCGGGGCGUGCGCGUGCUGCGCGUGCCGGCGCGCGACGUGCUGGUGGCCGACGUCGCCUGCCAGACCGAGCCGCCCGCACUCAGCGUGCCCGACACCAUGCUGCGGCUCAGCCUGCGGGAGCUCGGCGCCGCCGACCCGUUGCCGCAGCCGCUGCCCGCCUCCGAUUACCCCGCGCUGUGGGACAGCGACAACAUUGUUAUCCGACCCGUGUCGUCGUCGCCCCCCCAGACGCACCGGACGCCGUCGCCGAGCGCGAGGAUGCCCGCCGCCGGAGACGUGGUGGGCUCGCCUGUGGCCGCCGCCGCCGCCAAGUUCGGCAAGCACCGGCUGCCCGCCGACCCCAGCACGGGCGACGCGGGCCCGCCUGCCAAGCGGCCGCGCGCCGCCCGCGACCUGGCGCUGCGCCUCUUCGCCUUCCGCGACUGGGCCUGCUGCCUCGAGCCGGACGACCAGGGCAACGUUCCCCUCCACUGCGCUGUACUAGCAGGUGAUAUCAACCGAAUCAAGCGGCAGUGCUGUGUCCUGAGAGCUCGCGACUUCUCUCUGGAUAUCUGCAAUAAUGAGGGAGAGACUCCAUUACAUCUUGCUGUUAUACAUAAGAUGACGGAAGCUGUAGACAUACUGAUCAAAUUUGGAGCAAAGCCACAAUUCAGGGAUAAAGCUGCCAACACUUCAUUUCAUUUGGCUGUACAGAGGGAUGCACAUUGUCCAGAUAUUCUGUGGCGCUUGCUGACAGCACCAGGUCUUCGGAAAACUGAUCUAGAACUGUUCAAUGAUGAUGGUUACGCACCAAUGCAUCUGUGUGCUAUGUAUGAUAAAGUGGAAGAACUUCGGGCGUUGAUUUCCAGUGGUGCCGGCGUAAAUUUAAAGGAUACAAAAAGUGGUCGCACUCCACUGUUCCAUGCUGUGGAGACAAAUUCUGCUACAUGUUGUCGUGUCUUGCUGCAUAGUGGUGCCAACUCCACAGAACAGAAUUAUGCUGGGCACACGCCUAUCAUCGCAGCUUCAGAAUUCGCAAAUCCAAAUGUUGAGGCUGCAAUGAUAAAUCAUAAAGAAGUACACGAGGACAUUAUUGCACAACUUGAACGUGGAAGACAUCGUAACAGUGUAAUGGAAAAUUGACUUUCUUCAGGUGUACUGAGAGAGAAUUGAACAAAGCAUCCGUUUUGAGGGAUGUAGUAAGUUUUAUUGUGAUCCUAAUUUUAACUUUGGACUGGAACAUUGGACACACAGUAAAUGUAUGACUGUGUGAUUAUGGGAAAUACUUUUCUCAUAUAACUUCAGCCAGUGUGAUAUUUAUUGAAAGAAGUAGUAGCUCACGACAUGUCAGCUUCAUGAAGUUACUGCACCACUGUGGUCCUGUUAAUAUUGUCAUAUUUUUUUAAUUUUUAGUCACAACUGAAAGUUAAAUGUCUAGCACUUCUGCUUAUGCAGAUUGACUUGUUCCAAUGUGUUACUGCUUCUCCUAUGCAGUUAAUUAUCAACAAAGCAGCUGUAAACAUUGCAGUGGUUACAAAUAAAUAGGGCCAAGGAGCUUCUUGAGAUGUGUGUUCUGGAUGUUGUUGUAAAGAAACAAAAUUGUAAACAUUGCGGUGGUUACAAAUAAAUAGGGCCAAGGAGCUUCUUCAAAUGUGCAUUCUGGAUGUUAUUGUAAAGAAACACAAUAUCAUUGGAAUUGUUCCUGUAUAUGAUUGAAUGUUCUGAAAUUGUUAAAUGAGUGAAAAAUAUCAAGGCAGUAUUUGAAGCUCAAGUGGAAACAUCAGUUGAAUAUGCUCUCACCAUUUAAAUAACCUUGUAGAGUUGUAUCUAUGAAAGGUUUAUCCACAAAUAACAUGUGUUCUGUCAAUCCCCCUAACGUGAUAGUGAUUGAUGUACUGUAAAGAGUCAAAUGAGAAAUUUCGCUAUGAAAUUUGUGUUUUGCAAUAUUUUUUUUAUUUUUACUCUGGCAGUUAUUAUAGAAGUAAAGUUGUCGAAUUGCGUAGCAACAUGUUAUUUUUAUGUAGUACAUUACCUUUUGUCCAAUUAGUUACUAUUAUUUGAAGUGUGAUUCAUCUUGUGGGUGUACAUUAACAUUCUAGAUUUGUGUGAAUGUGAACAUGAACGGGGUGUAAGAACUUGUAGUCACAAAACUGAACAUUUAUUUUCGCACGUUAAAGCACAAACGUUUCUUGCGAAUCCUCUGUAAAGUACUGAUCUACGUAUUUAUUUAUUCAAACAAAGAGUACCUAAUUUGUGUAGAAUGUUUUAAUUUCCACAGAACGUAAUUAUAGUGUGCCUGUGAAUCCACAGAUAUUUGAGUAUUAUGUUCUUUUUUUACAAGAUGUACUUCUGUGAGCAAUACCUCAUAAUUUGAGAGCAUUAUUUUGAUGUUAUGAUAAAAGUGACAAAUUUCUUAAUUCUGACAUCCACGAAACUCAGUGCUUGGAUCAUAUGAAAACAUUAAAUGAAACAUGCAUGGCAAUGUGAAUUGAAGCUGAUAAACUAAACAACAAAAAUUGAGAGUAAAUUAAUGUAGCCAAACAAUUUUAAGAAGCACUAAAAAUUGCAUGAAAGCAUAUUCUUUUUUAUAUUUGGUAAAAGGUUUUUCUACAGAAACAUUACUUUCUUUGUAUGUCUAAAACAACACUAAUUAUGUCAAGGAAAAAGAGUGUCUGUCCUUUUUCUUUGUUCGGCAAAAAAAAAGCAAAGCUUUCAGUGCUUCGUCACUAAGUUGUUGUAUUGGUUGUGUGUACUGGAACAGAAGAGGAUGCAGUGUAAUAUGUACUACUACUAUU